AUGAUUCCUAUCUCUUCUAGUCAAGUCGUCACUCCAACAUCACCUCCGACGGUUGAGGAACAACCAUCUUUAGAUUUAACCAUUAAAAUUCCAGAGGACUCGAAUGUUGCUAUUUCUGAAGAGAAAAAAAAGCAAGACGGGUUAACACCUCGGACCAUUGAAAAAAUGAAGAAAUCCGAGUUUCUGGGAAAUGGUCCCUUAGUUGCCACAAUUUGGAAGAUGACUUACCCAGAUCUGGUUGCAAAGGUUGUCAGUUCGUUAUACACUUUAGUAGAUUCUAUCUGCAUUGGACAAUUCGCAGGUGACACCGUUGAAGAGAGGAAGAUUUCCCUGGCGGGUCAGUCAUUUGCAUCGCCUAUUGAAAUGUGUAUUAUGGUGGGUCUUUCGUUAAUCUUUGCACAGGGCGGAGGCCCUUUAUAUGGCCGUUAUUUGGGAAGAAGAGAUGAAAAGACUGCUCGCCGCGUAGUUGGAAAUACCUUUACUAUGGAUAUUAUUCUUGGAAUCGUUAUGGCAAUUGUAUUGCCAUUGAUCGCUGAGUGGUUACUUGUUCUUUUAGGUGCUUCCGAGGCCGCUGGGACCUUGGAGCCUGCAAAAAAGUAUAUUUAUCCUUUAAUGUAUGCAGAUAUCCUCUAUAACUUCUGCUAUGGAACUAAUAAUCUGAUGAGAGGAGAGGGUGCUGCUCUGUAUUCUUGUAGUCUAAUGUUGAUUUCUGCAAUAAUCAACAUGAUUUUCGAUUUUAUAUUCCUAAAGUUCUUAGGAUUGGGGAUUCAGGGAGCUGCUUUUGCUACUAUUAUUGCCUAUAUUUGUUCGUCGUCAUUUGGUCUCUGGUUUUUCCUGUCCAAACGCUCGGCUGUCAUUGUUCGCUUAAAGGAUAUGAUUCCUGACUGGAAACUGGUUUUAGAAAUUAUGAAUACAGGUCUCAGUGGAAUGGUGAUUGGGCUUUCUAACGGAAUUAUGACGAUCGUCUCCAACCAGUUGGUUCUCAAUUUCUCGCCCUAUCCUCGUGACGAUCCGCUUACUGUUGCUGCAAUCGCUGCGUCGGGCAGUCUUUCCAGAAUGCAAUACUUUUUAUUUAUUCCUAUCAAUUCUAUUGCUCACGGCUGUGUGGCUCUUCUAGCCUAUUGCCGAGGAGCGAAACUAAGUAAGCGCUUCAUAAAUGCCUUGCGCGUGUGCUUUAUCGGGCAACUCAUAGUUUGUAUCAUUUUAUCGGCUGGUUGCCUCGUUUUUUCAAAUCAAUUAGCUACCUUAUUUAACAGUGAUGAGGAAUUUAUCAAGAUUUUCUCGAAGGGUCUUCGCUACAUGACAGCGCUUCUCUUCCUUUCUCCCUUCUCUUGCACAUUGUAUCCUGGAUUGCAAGCGAUUGGACGUGGGUUUGGAGCUGCAGUUGUUCUGUUCGGAAGAUCUUGUCUGUUUACGUGCUGUGCCCAGUUCAUUAUGUGCUGGAUCCGACAAGAUUACUGGGGUACUUUCAUGGCUUAUCCGUUCGCAGAUAUUGUCGCAGCCCUUUUCGCUACCAUCUACUACUUCUGCGUCCGUAAGGAAAUACACGGAGAAGAGAGAAAGAAAGAGUUACCUAUUCAGUGUUCUGUUUGUUUCUAUCAAACGCUUUCUUGGUAUAUAUAUAUAUAUAUAGUGUAUAUAGUAAAGGAAAAUACCAGACUUUCAAAACUCCAAAAUAAGUCCCCUUUUUCUUCCAAGUCUUAUACCAUUUCAAAGUUUAUUAGAUUCUGUAAGCUAGCUCAAUGGCAUCGAUUUCUGAGGUCACUGCUAAAAUUGAAGAGUUGGAAAAGCGUUUAG
Blastocystis hominis is the source of this 1797-nucleotide messenger RNA. RefSeq lists its product as hypothetical. Lineage: Eukaryota; Bigyra; Opalinata; Blastocystidae. The transcript has a single exon. Gene Ontology annotation, biological process: transmembrane transport. Gene Ontology annotation, molecular function: xenobiotic transmembrane transporter activity; antiporter activity. Gene Ontology annotation, cellular component: membrane. Bases 1 to 1797 code for a protein of 598 amino acids. The record is from RefSeq and is a predicted model, not a curated record.